CGAAGUUGAGAAUUUUACGUCAUUUCCUGUCUCUUAAAGCGUGUUGCGUGUUAAAAGAAAGGGAAAAUGGCAGGGGACAUGAGGACAGAGGACUACCCUCAUGAGAUAGACGAACAGCUCACAAGCUUCGACUCCUCCGUUUCUUCUAUUAAAGCCAUGUUGGAGAAGUUGAUGUCGAUGCCCAGAAAUGAUCUGGUGGAAAAGUUGGAUCCUUUGGAUCAGGCUAAGCUGGAUCUGAUGUCUGCCUACACCCUCAAUUCAUUAUUCUGGAUGUACUUGGUUACACAAGGAGUAAAUCCCAGAGAACACGGAAUCAAGCAAGAACUGGAGCGAAUAAGGACAUACAUGAACAAAGUGAAGGAGAUCACCGACAAGAAGAAAGCUGCCCGUCUAGAUAAGGGGGCUGCUGCACGCUUUGUUAGGAAUGCUCUCUAUGAUCCAGAGGAAAAGGAUUCUAGAACAAAAGUAGCAACGAAGAAAGCAGCAGACACAUCAUCCGACACUCCUCGGUCAAAGCGUCCAAAGCAGAGCUGAAGUAGAGGAGGUGCCGUACACUCUGGUCCCACUUCAGUAAACAUUAUGGAGCAGUGAGCACUGGAGUUAACAGUUUUUAUUUCUAAGGCUGUGUGAGAAGGCCUCAUAAAAGACUACUGGAGACAACGAAAUAUACUGUGAUGUUCAUCUGAGUUGCUCAGCAGUCAGCAUCAUAUUUUGGAGUCAGAUUAUUGGUCACUCUUGUCCUGCAGCACUCAGCAAAUGUUGCUGGUUGUACUAGAAACAGAAGACUAACUUCCAUCCACAACACACCAUCCAGGGUUCCUGAAAACAUUUCUGGACAUUGACGCUGACAACUUAUGUAGAAUUUCUCUCUUUUCUUUUUAUGUUACUUCAUCACUCAGUUGUUGUAUGUUAGUGGGGAAAAGUGAGUAAAAGAUUAAUUGAGGAGAUGCAGGAGGGGAAAUAUGUGAUUUCAGAUUAUGGUUCUUCUUUUAUAUGAAGGAGAAAUGUUGAUGCCUGGGUAUUUUUGAAAAUGAUUCUAUGAAUCAUAAUUUGUUCUUACACUCAUGCCUUGUUUUAAACAUUGUACCCAGAUUUUUUUUGUGAUGUAUUUCCUUUAGAACUGGCUUUUGAAGAAAAAUGCUAACCAAA
This is a messenger RNA of Toxotes jaculatrix (banded archerfish), 1149 nucleotides long. It is a transcript of the gene c1d, whose product is annotated as C1D nuclear receptor corepressor. The transcript is spliced from 5 exons. The coding region runs from base 67 to 534 and encodes 155 amino acids. Gene Ontology annotation, molecular function: DNA binding; RNA binding. Gene Ontology annotation, cellular component: exosome (RNase complex); nucleolus. Lineage: Eukaryota; Metazoa; Chordata; Actinopteri; Toxotidae. The record is from RefSeq and is a predicted model, not a curated record. Gene Ontology annotation, biological process: regulation of gene expression; maturation of 5.8S rRNA.